Molecule: messenger RNA, 1580 nt
Organism: Eriocheir sinensis (Chinese mitten crab)
Lineage: Eukaryota; Metazoa; Arthropoda; Malacostraca; Decapoda; Varunidae
Product: microfibril-associated glycoprotein 4-like
Exons: 6
Coding region: 91-1071 (326 amino acids)
Source: RefSeq, a predicted model, not a curated record
CAGAUAAGCAGCUGUUGCCGAUAUCCUUUUACUGCUCAUCAAAUUGAAAACGUAAGUAACAGCCUCGUCUACCCCCAGGACGUGGUCACCAUGAAGGUGGUGUCCCUCUCCUUGUGGGUGGUGAUGUUGGGUGCGGCGGGCGUGCUGGCCGAACAAGCCGACGAACGUCAAAUACAGACGGACCCAAGGAUGGACUCAUGGACAUGGACGUUCGAAGAGACGGACACAACGACGGACACACCGACGGACACACCGACGGACACAUGGAGAACCACAUCGACAUGGACAACGCCAGGCACACCGGCGGAGACACCGACCGAGCCGCCAUCAGUAAACAUCAUUGGAAGGCCCGUGGACUGUGCAGACUACCUCAUGGCCGGAGCGACUUCUAGCGGAGUUUACGAGAUCUACCCCUUCUCGUGCACGUGCGCCAGGUCGGUGAGGGUCUGGUGCGACAUGGAGACGGACGGCGGCGGCUGGACGGUGUUCCUGAAGCGCCAGAAACAGACGAAUCAACUUGACUUUAACCGCACGUGGCUCGAGUACAAGGAAGGCUUCGGCUACCCUGAGCAGGAGUACUGGCUGGGCAACAAUCAGCUUCACCAGAUGACAUUCAGCCGCGAGUACACCAUCCGUGUCGACGUCGAGUCUACUUCUGGAGGUACUGAUUAUUCCACUUACGAUCGCUUUAAGGUCGGCGCAGAAGACAGCAGGUACCAAGUCACGGUGAGCGGCAGCCUCGUAGGGGGCACAAAUCUCAUCUCUUGCUUCCAAUCCUUGGGCGGCCGCCAUUUCAGUACACGUGACAGGGACUACGACUCGUAUGGUGGUAACUGUGCGGCCAAUAAGGGAGGCGGGUGGUGGUACAACAACUGCAGGAACUUUAACCCAACCAGCGCCUACAACGGCUCCCUCACCGUGUCGUGCUACCACUGGUACAACAGCAGAUACCAGGACAACUUGAAGAACCUCCAAGUCAAGAUCAGGCCGGCCAUCUGCGACUCGACGAUUAAGACCAUCCACCUGAAGGACAAUAGCUGUGGCUGCCAGGAGCCACGCACGCCCCAGUGAUGACCUUGUUCCAGGGCGAGACUUGUCGGUUUACACCACUCUGAGGCAUACUGAACAGAAUUCAUAGAUACCUAUACAGAAUUAAAGAGCUUCUUUAAAUGCACAGUAAAAAAAAAACUUAUUAACCAUUAAUAUUGCUGUAAAUACUUCAAGAAAGUGUGUUGGUUAAUCGGAUUAUCAGAAAACAACUUCCAUAGUAAAUUCCUUGUCACAUAAACGUAUAACUAUUGAAUCAUUUUUCGCAGAGCAUUCAGCAUUAACCAUUCAGACACUUGUUACACGCAGCGACCUUCCACAGUCAACGUAAAGUAUCCUAACACAAGCUACCCAAUGGUCGUUGCCCAAUAAUUUUUUACCGUUAAAACACCAGUUAUACCACGACCAGGUUUACCUCAUGAUAGUGUCGAGAUCAUCACCCUAGCAUACACGACGAUAUGAUUGUAUUCCUCUUUAGCAACUCUUUGGGUCAUAUUCCGGUCUGUUCCAUCAACAAAAUCUUGACAGCAUCC